CCACACUGCAUUCCCAAACCGACCGAGUUGUUCGAUCGAAAAGUUCUACAAGUUUCUCGUGUUAUAACUUAAACUCUGCUUUCAGUAGCUAAAAGUCAAUAAUGGUGGUCAAAGCUGUUUGCGUUAUCAAUGGCGAUGCCAAGGGCACCGUUUUCUUCGAACAGGAGUCGUCUGGUACACCCGUUAAAGUAACGGGAGAAGUUACUGGUCUGGCGCAAGGUCUGCAUGGAUUCCACGUGCAUGAGUUUGGCGACAACACCAACGGAUGCAUGUCAUCAGGACCCCAUUUCAACCCCCACAAGAAGGAGCACGGUGCACCCACAGACGGUGAGCGCCACUUGGGCGAUUUGGGCAACAUCACGGCCAGCGGCGACGGUCCCACUGCGGUCGAUAUCACCGACAGCCAGAUAACUCUCUUUGGCGAGAACAGCAUCAUUGGACGCACUGUUGUGGUCCAUGCGGAUGCCGAUGAUCUUGGCAAGGGUGGCCACGAGUUGAGCAAGACAACUGGCAAUGCUGGCGCACGCAUUGGUUGCGGUGUGAUUGGUAUUGCUAAAAUCUAAAUGGGCCACUUAAUGGUUAUAUUACAUAUAUAUACAUACAUACAUACUUUAUGCAUAUACUAAUAUAUGAAUGGAAUUUAGCUUACUAAUAGCAGGUCAUUAUCUACGAUUCCCCUUGAUUUGUUACUUGUUUCAACUUUUAAAGACAACCUUUAAGGUUCAAUAAAUGGUGUUUUCAAAUUGGAAAUAA
Molecule: messenger RNA, 753 nt
Organism: Drosophila albomicans
Lineage: Eukaryota; Metazoa; Arthropoda; Insecta; Diptera; Drosophilidae
Gene: Sod1
Product: superoxide dismutase [Cu-Zn]
Exons: 2
Coding region: 102-563 (153 amino acids)
Biological process (GO): removal of superoxide radicals
Molecular function (GO): copper ion binding; superoxide dismutase activity
Source: RefSeq, a predicted model, not a curated record